Messenger RNA from Agrilus planipennis (emerald ash borer), 1250 nucleotides. RefSeq lists its product as uncharacterized. The record is from RefSeq and is a predicted model, not a curated record. Bases 301 to 1053 code for a protein of 250 amino acids. The transcript is spliced from 2 exons. NCBI's taxonomy places the organism in Eukaryota, Metazoa, Arthropoda, Insecta, Coleoptera, Buprestidae.
UGGUUGUUAUUAAUGUAUGAUAUGAUUUGCAUAAGUACGUGUUUUUUAUUCAGUUUAGUUAAGCUCUUUGAAACUUUUGUGACUCAUCUGUGUCUAGACCUGAAUUAAUGAGUUUUUUGCUUCUUACUCUAAAAUAUUAACACAAAGUGAUAUAGUCGUAUGUUGAAAUUGUUAGGUAUUUUGCAAAACAUGUAAUGUAUGCAGAUCAUAUAAACAUCCAUAAAGUAAUUAAUAAUAUUCCCCAAAAGAAGUUAUUAAAUUUGAUAAACAAUAGUUAUCUAAAUACUAUAUGCAUUAAGAAUGACUUCCAAACAAAGAAAAAUUAUUGGAGGUUGGAGCCAAGUUCUUACACGAAAACCGUUAGAAGAAUUCAGUGUGAAUAUAUACGGAAUGGUUACUAAUUUGGACACACUUACAACAGGAGCUGGUUGGAGUCCAAAAAAAACCACCGCUCCAAGAUUUGAAGGCUUCGACUCUGUUAAAAUUCUUUGGACAUACGGCGGGGAAGGCUGUUCACCUUGCUCAAGACCAGCUACUUCCGAUGAAGUCAAUAGGAUAGUUCAAGUAACUCAGAAUAGCAAAUGGGAUGGAGUAGACUUUGACGACGAAUGCAAUAUGAACACUGAUAAUAUUAUUGAAGUCAUGAAAAGCCUUAAGAAUGAAGGGAAAGAAACAAGUUACGGUUUUAUUGCUGGCUGGGAUUACAAUAAUCCAAACAAUGGCUCAAAUGGGAAAAAACUAAACGAGAACGUUAAAAAAUUAGCUUGUUCCGGUGUUUGCGAUAAACUCGUCCAUUAUUGCUAUGGCGCCGCCAUGUGGUCGGAUGAAGACAUCAAAAACAAUGUUAGGCAAGCUCUUGAAAGAAGCAUCAAUAAUGGGAUGCCAAAAGAAAACAUUAUUCUAGCUUUGACGUCAGCAGGAUUGAACGAUACGAAUCUAAACUAUUUUCUGGACGCGAUCGUUGACAUUGAUGUUGGCGGUCUUUUUAUUUGGGCUUAUCAUAAUCUCAGCAAGCAGCAGAGGAAAGCAAUACUUCAGAAAUUACCUCAGUGAUAGUAACAGUAACAAAAAUUGAAGGAUGUGCUUCAAAAACUAUUUCUAAUAUGUUAUUUCAAUAUAAUUCGUUUAUAAGUCGAUAGGUUUAGUUAAAGCAAUAUUUUUAAGAUGUAACAGCAUCUCUAUGUUAUUUAUAAAAUAUGUUGUACUCAACUUCCAAACAUUGAAAAUAAAUUAAUGGUUUUUGUAAUGAA